AUGUUUGCUGGAGCAGAGGCACGCAUAAACAUUGUGUUUAAUCAAGGACUUGGAGCGAACACGCUGUACCCUGGCUCGGCGCAGAGGGAACAGCUGCGGGGCAGGGCCGGGGACGCUGACGGGCGGUGCCGGAGCGACCUCCGGGGGAUCGGGGCAGGUACCACCGCGCCCCGGGCAGGGGGAGCCGGGCAGGUACCACCCGCAGCCCGGGCAGGGGGAUCGGGGCAGGUACCACCGCGCCCCGGGCAGGGGGAGCCGGGCAGGUACCACCCGCAGCCCGGGCAGGGGGAUCGGGGCAGGUACCACCGCGCCCCGGGCAGGGGGAGCCGGGCAGGUACCACCCGCAGCCCGGGCAGGGGGAUCGGGGCAGGUACCACCGCGCCCCGGGCAGGGGGAGCCGGGCAGGUACCACCCGCAGCCCGGGCAGGGGGAUCGGGGCAGGUACCACCGCGCCCCGGGCAGGGGGAGCCGGGCAGGUACCACCCGCAGCCCGGGCAGGGGGAUCGGGGCAGGUACCACCGCGCCCCGGGCAGGGGGAGCCGGGCAGGUACCACCCGCAGCCCGGGCAGGGGGAUCGGGGCAGGUACCACCGCGCCCCGGGCAGGGGGAGCCGGGCAGGUACCACCCGCAGCCCGGGCAGGGGGAUCGGGGCAGGUACCACCGCGCCCCGGGCAGGGGGAGCCGGGCAGGUACCACCCGCAGCCCGGGCAGGGGGAUCGGGGCAGGUACCACCGCGCCCCGGGCAGGGGGAGCCGGGCAGGUACCACCCGCAGCCCGGGCAGGGGGAUCGGGGCAGGUACCACCGCGCCCCGGGCAGGGGGAGCCGGGCAGGUACCACCCGCAGCCCGGGCAGGGGGAUCGGGGCAGGUACCACCGCGCCCCGGGCAGGGGGAGCCGGGCAGGUACCACCCGCAGCCCGGGCAGGGGGAUCGGGGCAGGUACCACCGCGCCCCGGGCAGGGGGAGCCGGGCAGGUACCACCCGCAGCCCGGGCAGGGGGAUCGGGGCAGGUACCACCGCGCCCCGGGCAGGGGGAGCCGGGCAGGUACCACCCGCGGCUGACGCGGGUCCCGCUGUGCCCCGUGCCCAGGUGACGUGCAUCGAGGUGGUGGAGGCGUACGUGGAGAGGAUCAAGGAGGUGAACCCGCUGGUCAAUGCCGUGGUGAAGGACAGGUUCGAGGAGGCGCUGCAGGAGGCCCGGCAGGUGGAUCAGCUGCUCUCGGAGGGCCCUGGCGAUGACAGCCUGGAGGAGAAGUUCCCCUUGCUGGGGGUGCCCAUCACCGUCAAGGAGGCCUUUUCUCUCUACGGGAUGCCCAACACCUCUGGCCUGGUGAGCCGCCGCAGCGUGAUCGCCGCCUCGGACGCCGCGGUGGUGUCGCGGCUGAAGCAGGCGGGCGCCAUCCCGCUGGGCGUCACCAACUGCAGCGAGCUCUGCAUGUGGUACGAGUCCAGCAACAGGGUCUACGGGCGCACCAACAACCCCUACGACCUGCAGAGGAUCGUGGGCGGCAGCUCAGGUGGGGAGGGCUGUGCCCUGGCAGCCGCCUGCUCAGUCGUGGGCGUGGGCUCUGACAUCGGCGGCAGCAUCCGCAUGCCUGCCUUCUUCAAUGGAGUCUUUGGCCAUAAACCCACAACAGGGGUGGUGCCCAACGACGGCCAGUUCCCCAACGCCGUGGGGGUGCGGAGCAGCUACCUGUGCACGGGGCCCAUGUGCCGCUACGCCGAGGACCUGGAGCCCGUGCUGAGGGUCAUGGCCGGGCCUGGCGUCAGCAAGCUGAAACUGAAUGAGAAAGUGUCGCUGGAGAAAAUCAAAUUCCACUGCAUGGACCAUGACGGCGGCUCCAUUUUUGUGUCACCUGUAGACAAGGAGAUCUUGCAGGCCCAAAAGAAGGUGGUGGAGCACCUUGAAAGUGACCUUGGGGUCCAGGUUCAGCGUGUGUCAAUCCACAAGAUGAAGUAUUCUUUCCAGAUCUGGUCAGCCAUGAUGUCAUCCAAGGACAGCGAGGGGCAGGAGGCACAAAGAUUCACAGACCUGCUGGGGGACCACGGGAAGCCAGUGUGGCCGCUGUGGGAGCUGAUCAAGUGGCUCGUGGGGAUGUCUUCUCACACCCUCCCAGCUAUUGCCCUGGGACUGACAGAGAAGCUGGUGAACCUCAACCUUAGUGGGAAGGCCAAGCUGGUGAGCAUGGGGAAGAGCCUGCAGGAGGAGAUGGAGGCACUGCUGGGGCCGGACGGGGUGCUGCUCUACCCCUCACACCCCACCAUCGCCCCCAAGCACCACUCCCCCAUCUGCAUGCCCUUCAAUUUUGCCUACACAGCCAUCUUCAACGUGCUGGGGCUGCCAGUGACUCAGUGCCCGCUGGGGCUGGGCAGCGAGGGGCUGCCCCUGGGCAUCCAGCUGGUGGCAGCUGCCCACAACGACCACCUGACGCUGGCAGUGGCCCGCUACCUGGAGAAAGCCUUUGGAGGAUGGGUUUUACCAGGGAAGGUUUAACCUCGGCAGGCAGGGACAGAGGUGCUGACGGGAUCCCAUCUGGCACCGCCUGCUCCCUCUGCGACCCCUGCGCCCUGCUGGGAGUGGCUGGGGCUGCCUCCAGCC
This is a messenger RNA of Ficedula albicollis (Collared flycatcher), 2598 nucleotides long. RefSeq names its product fatty acid amide hydrolase 2 (gene FAAH2). Bases 1 to 2493 code for a protein of 830 amino acids. The record is from RefSeq and is a predicted model, not a curated record. The transcript is spliced from 11 exons. NCBI's taxonomy places the organism in Eukaryota, Metazoa, Chordata, Aves, Passeriformes, Muscicapidae.